AUGGUCGAUUUAGACUGGAAAUCUAAGAUGGUGUCCUCCGAUAUACCUAGUAAAUCGCCGAAACUCUCGAAUAAACUCAAGAUUUCGAUACCACCACCGGCUAGAACCGGCGAUUUAGCGCCGGCUUCUGAGGCUGCUUGUUCGGCUUACGAGCACUACCUUCGACUUCCGGAGCUGAAGAGGCUUUGGGGUUCGAAGGAGUUUCCGAAUUGGAAAAAUGAGUCUGUUCUUAAACCGGCUUUGCAGGCUUUGGAAAUUACGUUCCGGUUCGUUUCGACCGUUUUGUCCGACCCUAGACCGUAUGCGAAUCGGAGGGAAUGGAGGAGAAGGCUCGAGUCUCUAAGCAUGAGUCAGAUUGAACUCAUAGCGAUGUUAUGUGAAGAUGAAGAAGAGGAUAGCGAGGCACGUGGCACAGCCCCAAUCGUUGAUUUGACAUCAUCCGAUGGUGUAUUGUCUCGCGAAAACAGCUCGGCGGAAGUCUGGAAGCUCGCCGGAGAUGCGACGGUGGUGAGUCGAACCAGCGAAGCUAGCUUGCUUCCACGGCUGGCCUCGUGGAAGAAAUCGGAGGAUAUUGCAGAGAAGAUUUUGUACUGCAUCGAGUGCGAGAUGAGGAGGUGUCCGUACACCCUAGGUUUGGGCGAGCCAAACCUCGCCGGAAAACCUAGCUUGGACUAUGAUCUGGUCUGCAAGCCGACGGAACUUCGUUCUCUGAAGAAAAGCCCCUCCGAUCAAGCAAAUUUGGAUAAUUUCGAAAAUCAAACUCUCUACACGACGCACCAGAUCUUAGAAUCAUGGAUCUAUGUUGCUCAACAGCUCCUGAAUCGCAUCACAGACCGAAUCGAUCGCAAGGACAUCGACAAAGCAUCAAGUGAUUGCUGGUUAGUGGAGAAGAUAUGGAAACUCUUAGCAGAAAUCGAAGAUCUACAUUUACUAAUGGAUCCGGACGAUUUUCUCCGAUUGAAAAACCAGCUCUCGAUUAAAGCAUCGACGGCGUCCGAAUCAUUCUGUUUCCGAUCAAGAUUGCUCAUCGAGAUCACGAAGCUCUCGAAGGACUUGAAGCACAAAGUUCCGAACAUCCUUGACGUUGAAGUGGACCCAAAAGGAGGUCCAAGAAUACUAGAAACCACCAUGAAUCUGUACAUGAAAAAGGAGGGUUUUGACAGGAUUCAUCUUCUUCAAGGCUUGCAGGCCAUCGAAGCGGCGUUAAAGAGGUUUUACUAUUCGUAUAAGCAACUGAUUGCGAUUGUGAUGGGGUCUUUGGAAGCUAAAGGUAAUGGAGGUUUUGCGACGGCGGAGGAUUCGUUGGGGCAGAUCUUUCUUGAGCCGACGUAUUUUCCAAGCCUUGACGGAGCCAAGACGUUUCUGGGGGAUUACUGGAGCCAUGAACGUGGAAGGUACAGUCCGGAGAGACGAACUCGGAGGAAGAAAUGA
Molecule: messenger RNA, 1431 nt
Organism: Ilex paraguariensis (yerba mate)
Lineage: Eukaryota; Viridiplantae; Streptophyta; Magnoliopsida; Aquifoliales; Aquifoliaceae
Source: the annotation of a GenBank genome assembly